GCGGGGUCUAGGUAGAAGCGGAGGCCGGCAGGAGGCUGAGGCUGCCGGGCACGGGGGCGACUGACCGGAGCGCUCGCGGACGCGUCUCGGGAGCCCCGCACUUUCCUGACAGGGGACGCCGGACGGGCGGCCGCCGCCCCCCCGCUCCUCCGGCAUGCGCGGGCUCCGGCUGUGGGGCUACGCGUGCGGGGCCUGAGGGAAUGUUGUUCCCCGUCGCCCGCUGCGCGCUGCGAUUGCUGCGGAGGCAGCCCGGGCACCGUGCCUUGUCCCGCACCGCCAUGGAGGUGGCCUUCCGAGGCGUGCGCAAAGUCCUGUGUGUGGCGGAGAAGAACGACGCGGCCAAGGGCAUCGCCGACCUGCUGUCCAGCGGGCGGAUGCGGAGGAGAGAAGGACUUUCUAAAUUCAACAAGAUCUAUGAAUUUGAUUAUCAUCUGUAUGGCCAGAAUGUCACCAUGAUCAUGACCUCGGUCUCUGGGCACUUGCUGGCUCACGAUUUCCAGAUGCGGUUUCGGAAGUGGCAGAGCUGCAACCCUCUUGCCCUGUUUGAAGCAGAGAUCGAGAAAUACUGCCCAGAGAAUUUUGUAGACAUCAAGAAAACUCUGGAACGAGAGACAAGGCAGUGCCAAGCUCUGGUGAUCUGGACUGACUGUGACAGAGAAGGUGAAAACAUUGGGUUUGAGAUCAUCCACGUGUGUAAGGCCGUGAAGCCCACCCUGCAAGUGCUGAGAGCCCGUUUCUCAGAGAUCACACCCCGGGCCGUGCGGAUGGCCUGCGAAAACCUGACUGAGCCCGACCGCCGGGUGAGCGAAGCGGUGGACGUGAGGCAGGAACUGGACCUGAGGAUCGGCGCCGCCUUCACCAGGUUCCAGACCCUGCGGCUGCAGAAGAUCUUCCCCCAGGUGCUGGCCGAGCAGCUCAUUAGUUACGGCAGCUGCCAGUUCCCGACCCUGGGCUUCGUGGUGGAGAGGUUCAAAGCCAUCCAGGCCUUUGUGCCCGAAGUCUUCCACAGGAUUAAGGUCACUCACGACCAUGAAGAUGGUGUUGUAGAAUUCCACUGGAAAAGGCACCGGCUGUUCAACCACACUGCAUGCCUCGUGCUCUACCAGCUGUGUAUGGAGGAUCCCACAGCAACUGUGGUAGAGGUCAAGUCCAAGCCGAAGAGCAAGUGGCGGCCUCAAGCUUUGGACACUGUGGAACUUGAGAAGCUGGCCUCUCGCAAGCUGAGGAUAAAUGCCAAAGAGACCAUGAGGAUUGCUGAAAAACUCUACACGCAAGGGUACAUCAGCUAUCCCCGAACGGAAACAAACAUUUUCCCCAAAGACCUAAACCUGACGGCAUUGGUGGAGCAGCAGACCCAGGAUCCACGCUGGGGGGCCUUUGCCCAGAGCAUCCUAGAACGGGGUGGCCCCACCCCCCGUAACGGGAACAAGUCUGACCAGGCGCAUCCUCCCAUUCACCCCACAAAACACACCACCGGCCUGCAGGGAGACGACCAGCGGCUCUAUGAGUUCAUCGUUCGCCAUUUCCUGGCCUGCUGCUCCCAGGAUGCCCAGGGUCAGGAGACCACCGUGGAGAUUGACAUUGCGCAGGAGCGCUUUGUGGCCCACGGCCUCAUGAUUCUGGCCCGCAACUACCUGGACGUGUAUCCCUACGACCACUGGAGCGACAAGCUGCUGCCCAUCUACGAGCAUGGGACCCGCUUCCAGCCCAGCACCGUGGAGAUGGUGAAUGGGGAGACCAGUCCUCCCCAGCUGCUCACCGAGGCUGACCUGAUCGCCCUCAUGGAGAAGCAUGGCAUUGGUACAGAUGCCACGCACGCGGAGCACAUCGAGACCAUCAAAGCCCGGAUGUACGUUGGCCUCACCCCAGACAAGCGCUUCCUCCCCGGACACCUGGGCAUGGGGCUUGUGGAAGGCUACGAUUCCAUGGGCUACGAGAUGUCCAAGCCUGACCUCCGGGCCGAGCUGGAGGCUGACCUGAAGCUGAUCUGCGAGGGCAAGAAGGACAAGUCGGUGGUUCUGAGGCAGCAGGUGCAGAAGUACAAGCAGGUGUUCAUUGAAGCCGUGGCCAAAGCCAAGAAGUUGGACGAGGCCCUCUCCCAGUACUUCGGAGAAGGGGCAGAAGUGGCCCAGCCGGAAGAGCUCUACCCAUCCCUGCCUGAGCCAAUCCGGAAGUGCCCGCGGUGCAACAGGGACAUGGUCCUCAAAGCCAAGAAGAAUGGCGGGUUCUACCUCAGCUGUGUGGGUUUUCCCGAAUGUCGAUCGGCCAUAUGGUUUCCCGACUCAGUGCUGGAAGCCAACAGGGACGAGAGCGUGUGUCCCGUGUGUCAACCACAGCCUGUGUACAGGUUGAGGUUGAAGUUCAAGCGCGGGAGCCUCCCCCCAACUAUGCCCCUCGAGUUGGUUGGCUGCGUCGGCGGCUGUGAUGAGACCCUGCGGGAGAUCUUGGACCUGCGCCUCUCCCACGGCACCCCCCGAGCAGCCCAGCCCUCCGGCCACCUGCAGGCCAGCCAGGCCCUCAACAGGAUGGACAGUAGGCAGCACGGCCGCCCCCAGCCCCCUGACAGCAGGCCCCCUGGACCUUCCAAGGCUCUGACCCGAGCGCCCCUGCUGCCCGCCGCUGCCAGCGGUGCCGGAGAGAGCAACUCUGUGACCUGCAACUGUGGCCAGGAGGCUGUGCUGCUGACGGUGCGCAAGGAGGGCCCCAACCAGGGCCGCCAGUUCUACAAGUGCGCCAGCGGUGGCUGCAGCUUCUUCCUGUGGGCCGACAGCAGCCCUCCGGCAGCCCCGAGAGCUCCGGGGGGCUCGCUGCCUCACCCACCAGGCUCGGGCGGCCCCCUGGGUGGGUCGAGUGGCUUUGGUGGCGGUGGCGGCGUCACGUCCUGCCUGUGCAGCCAGCCUGCCAUCACACGCACCGUGCAGAAAGACGGACCCAACAAGGGGCGCCAGUUCCACACAUGUUCCAAGCCGCGCGAGCAGCAGUGUGGCUUCUUCCAGUGGGCAGACGAGAACUCGGCCCCCUUGGCCCCAGGGAUGUUUGGAGCCCUGCCCUGGUCGGGAGCAGGAGGCCGAGCCCAGGGGUCUGAAGCCAGAAGCAAAAGGCCUCGGGCCAGCUCCUCAGAUACCGCGCCAGGGCCCACGGUGAAGAAGGCCCGCAAGUGCAGCCUCUGCCACCAGCCUGGACACACGCGGCCUUUCUGCCCGCAGAAUCGAUGAGCAGCAUGGGGCGGGCAGCCGGCACCUGCCCUACACAGCCCUGAGCACAGUGUUGGCCCCAAGGUAAGGGAUGCCAGGUCCAGUGGCCCCCUGGAAGCCAGC
Ochotona princeps (American pika) is the source of this 3317-nucleotide messenger RNA. It is a transcript of the gene TOP3A, whose product is annotated as DNA topoisomerase III alpha. The record is from RefSeq and is a predicted model, not a curated record. NCBI's taxonomy places the organism in Eukaryota, Metazoa, Chordata, Mammalia, Lagomorpha, Ochotonidae. Bases 201 to 3215 code for a protein of 1004 amino acids. Gene Ontology annotation, molecular function: DNA topoisomerase type I (single strand cut, ATP-independent) activity; DNA binding; zinc ion binding. Gene Ontology annotation, cellular component: chromosome; nucleus. The transcript is spliced from 19 exons. Gene Ontology annotation, biological process: DNA topological change.